Molecule: messenger RNA, 1977 nt
Organism: Seminavis robusta
Lineage: Eukaryota; Bacillariophyta; Bacillariophyceae; Naviculales; Naviculaceae
Source: the annotation of a GenBank genome assembly
AUGAUGAUUGACGGGGAUCCUGAGCCUGCAAGUAGCAGCCCUUCUCCCGCGGUAUCCUCGGAAGAUGCUGUAGUCAAAGAAGAAGAAGAUCCGAACGCCUCUGCCACUGGUUCUUCCAUCUCGGGUAAGAAGAAGGAUGCCGACGGUGAUGAAGCUGCCAUUCAUCAGAUUCUUCACUUUUGGAACCAUCCUUCGUUGCAGGAUGUGUCGGUGGCCCAGAAACUGGACUACUUGAAGCAAAAGGGAAUCGACAGCUCCACAAUCUUCAAGGCGUGGGACCACAUUUUGCAGCAGCCCACUGCGUCAAACAAGAAGACGACAACUCCCAGUCAAUCGGAUUUUGUAUCCUCCUUCCAAGCGCAGCAACGGAAUCAGCAGCCUCCUCCACAGGGAUUUCCUGCUGCCUCUCAGCAACCAGCAACAGCAUCCAACUAUCCAAAUGUUGCCACCCCUUUCAAUAGUGAUUAUCAGAAUCAUCCUCACUAUUCUUCCUAUGAUUAUGAUCCUGCAGACGACAUGAUGGGUGGCCCUUCUGCCAACAGUGUGGCUCUCAUCGCUACUGUGGGUGGAUUCUUGGGGUUGCUUGCCGCUGCCACUGUUCGAUGGUUGAACGGGGGAGAUUUCCUACUCUUUCCACCUCCCAAUCGAGACAGUGGCGAACACAAGGCAAUGGAGCCGCGACUUUUGACGCUGCAACAGGAACGUUCCCAGGAUGUGACCGAAGAGGAGGAGGAAGAUGAAGAAGAAGCAGAAGAAGAGGAGGAGGAAGCCAGUGAAGGUGAUCCAGAACUAGCACGAUAUCUGUCCUCGGCAUCAGUUUCAUUCGGUGCUUCGGCUGCUGUAACAAAAGCUCCGGAUGUCAUGCAACAUGCCAUGGCACAAAUUACUGGUCUAUCCGAAACGCUGCAGCAGCAUCUUACGGUACAACAACGCAUCUUGCAAAAGUUGACAACUAGCAGCAGCAGCAGUGCGGGAGGUACCAUGACUGACGUUUCCAUGAAACUCCUUCGCCAGCAACAACAGAAACAGCAAGAAGACGACGCGACUGUGCCCGUGGUCAAAGAUCCAUUGCUUUGGUACAAACUUGUGGAGAUCCAGGUGGAAUUGGCAGCAUUGAAACGAGACUGGCAAGGAAAGGGAGCUGACGGUAGCAGCAAGCUAGAGGAACAACUUGGCGAGACACUCAAUCAGUUGCAGGAUGUACUGAAAACACUACAACCAAAGCCGGAAAAGGAACACGAUUCUGAUAAUCACCAAAAAGAUGCAAGCCCGUCCACAUCGAUUGAAGAGAGUACCGAGCACAACGACAAAAGCCCCAGCACAAAUAAUAAUCAGACAGAGACAGAGCAACCUGAAUCGCCUGCGGAAACUGAAACUACCUCUAUGUCAAUGAAAGACGACCAAGAGUCAAAAAUGCCCGUAUCAAACAAUGAGACCAAUACCGAUUCGGAGGGCAAGGUGGUUUCGUCAUCACAUAUUGAAGCAACCGAAGCAACAAUCGUCAAAACUGUGCGCAAAGCGUUUAUCGAUCUCGUGCGACAAAAUGCAGAAGAUCCCACCGGGCUCAAAACGGGAGUCCAAAUGCUAUUCCUCUACAUCAACAAUCUGUCGAAAAAUCCACACGUCCCACGAUAUCGCAAGAUCUUUACGUCCAAUGAAUCCUACAAAAAGGUAGAUCGACUUCAAGGGGGGCGUGACUUCUUGUCCUCGCUUGGGUUUGUGUUGAGUGCGGAUGAACGUGUUCUCGAAUGGCCGCCGCCAGAACCUGAAGCGGAUGGCACCGAAAAGACACUCACAGUUCAGGACAAGGAGAAACUUGUGGAGACCUAUCAUCUCGUUAAAGUCGUGGAAGCUCUAACUGUGCUGAAAUCAAUAUCUCCGCAGUCCUCCGUGGAGACAACAACUGAAGAAACCAUGUCUCUGUUGGAGAAAGCGUUGGAUGUUCUUCCAUGUCCACCACCAGAGGAAGAACCGUAG